Xenopus laevis (African clawed frog) is the source of this 1205-nucleotide messenger RNA. RefSeq names its product nucleolar protein 7 L homeolog (gene nol7.L). Bases 94 to 684 code for a protein of 196 amino acids. The transcript has 8 exons. Gene Ontology annotation, cellular component: nucleolus; nucleus. Lineage: Eukaryota; Metazoa; Chordata; Amphibia; Anura; Pipidae. Gene Ontology annotation, molecular function: RNA binding. The record is from RefSeq and is a predicted model, not a curated record.
UUGUGUGGAGGGCCAAGAAGUAACAGUGUGGAAGCAUUUCCUGUUCCGGUUGUUGCGAGAAGUAGCACACGGUUGCGGGAAGAGAAGUGCAUCAUGUCUCCGGAUAGUGAGGAUGAAGAGGCUCCCGAAGAGGUUACUUUCCAGAGCGCCAGGAAUCAGGCGGCGGAUACAGCGAGGAAAGAGCGCCAGGCUGCUAAGAGGGAAAAGGAUCUUUUGAAAGAAAAGAGGAAACUCAAGCAAGAGCGCUUUGCAGAGCAAAAGAGGAAAAAGCUGCUUGAUGAGGACAUCCUGCAGACUGUGUCUGCUCUUCCAGAGAAACAGGAUGAAGGUGAAUGUGUUGCACAGGAUAAAGGAGGUGCACUAAUAAAUCAACAGAAGAAAAAAAAGCCCCGAAAAAGGGAACUAAAACCUAAAAUCAGUCUGCAAGAAAACUAUAAAGUGGUGCACUUGGAAGAUUGCAGACACAAGAAUUUACAACAGCAAAAAGCAAAGGAAUUUAUCCAGAAUGCGUUAUACGGGCAAGUAAAGAACAGAACUACAGCCAAUGAAUUUCUUUCUGUCGCAAGCAAAAAAAGUGCGGUGAAGAAGCCUGCCUUUCAAUUUACUGACCAGAGCUGGGGUGAGGCUGAAAAAAAGAAAUCUGAAAAAUUCAAUCUUCUUUGGAGAGACAGAAAGAAACUAUGAAUUAGGGAUUUGCAGGAACAUGUAAAUACUGAAUAUUUCUUUCCUUCUCACGCUUUUCUACUGGACAUUCUGAUGCUGCAAUACAUGGAUAUUCUGUUUCAGAAGAGGUUCUUGGUGGAAAUCACUUUGUUUUAUAAAGAAUGAUCACUUUUUGUUAUAUCAUGGAUCACUGACAACUGCUACAUCAACUUCCAAACUGCCUGUCACAGUUGUCCGAAAAUAGAAGUUGUGCUGUCUGCCAACCUGAAAUGUUCCCCAGUCUGUACAGAUAAGCAGUUUAGCAAAGUACAACAGAUGGACCUUCUUACCUAUAAUGAGUGUUUUGGGCAUAAUCUCACUCAGUCUCUAAAAUAUCAUAAAGCAGCCUAAAUCCUUAGUCUGAGCUCCAGAAUAGCUGCUUUGGACGGGGGAUGUGUCUUUGUAAUAAACAAUUGGCCCACAUCAGCGUUUCUUUUAGUAUCUCAAAACGAUAUGGUUGAUAUUGGCCAUUUCCAAGGUAAUAAAAUUCUAUAUCCAUCUGA